CAGGCGCGGGGCGGGGCGGCCGAGCCAUGGCGGACGAGGGCCCGCGGAAGGGCAGCGUCUCGGCGCUCGUGGGCCGCACCAACGGCCUCACCAAGCCCGCGGCGCUGGCGGGGGGCGCAGCCAAGCCGGGGGGCGCGGGCGGCUCCAGGAAGCUGGUCAUCAAGAACUUCCGAGACAGGCCGCGGCUGCCCGACAACUACACGCAGGACACGUGGCAGAAGCUGCACGAGGCGGUGCGGGCCAUCCAGAGCAGCACGUCCAUCAGGUACAACCUGGAGGAGCUGUACCAGGCCGUGGAAAACCUGUGCUCUCACAGAGCCUCACCGAUGCUCUACAGGCAGCUGCGCCAGGCCUGCGAGGACUACGUCCAGACCCAGACCCCCCCGCUCAGAGAAGACUCCCUUGACAGCAUCUUGUUCUUGAAGAAGAUCAACACAUGCUGGCAAGACCACUGCAGACAGAUGAUCAUGGUCAGGAGCAUCUUCCUGUUUCUAGACCGCACGUACGUCCUGCAGAACUCCAUGCUCCCUUCCAUCUGGGACAUGGGGCUAGAGCUGUUUAGAAACCACAUCAUCAGCGACAAGAUGGUUCAGAGCAAGACCAUCGACGGAAUCCUGCUGCUAAUCGAGCGGGAGCGGAGUGGGGAGGCUGUGGACAGGAGCCUGCUGCGCAGCCUGCUGAGCAUGCUCUCGGACCUCCAGGUAUAUAAAGACUCAUUUGAAGUGAAGUUUUUGGAAGAAACCAACUGUUUAUAUGCUGCAGAAGGCCAAAGACUGAUGCAGGAACGCGAGGUUCCAGAAUACCUUAACCACGUGAGCAAGCGUCUGGAGGAAGAGGGGGACCGCGUCAUCACAUACCUGGACCACAGCACACAGAAACCACUGAUUGCUUGUGUGGAGAAACAGCUAUUAGGAGAACAUUUGACUGCAAUUCUACAGAAAGGGCUGGACAACCUGCUGGACGAGAACCGGGUGCCUGACCUCACACAGAUGUACCAGCUCUUCAGCCGGGUGCGCGGCGGGCAGCAGGCACUGCUGCUGCACUGGAGCGAGUACAUCAAGACCUUUGGGACGACGAUUGUCAUCAACCCUGAGAAAGAUAAAGACAUGGUCCAGGACCUGCUAGAGUUCAAGGACAGGGUGGACCACGUGGUGGAGGUGUGCUUCCAGAGGAACGAGCGUUUCGUCCACCUGAUGAAGGAGUCCUUUGAGACCUUCAUCAACAAGAGGCCCAACAAGCCUGCGGAGCUGAUCGCCAAGCAUGUCGACUCCAAGUUACGAGCAGGCAACAAGGAAGCAACCGACGAGGAGCUGGAGCGGAUCCUGGACAAGAUCAUGAUCCUGUUCAGGUUCAUCCAUGGUAAAGAUGUAUUUGAAGCAUUUUAUAAGAAAGAUUUGGCGAAAAGACUCCUUGUUGGGAAAAGUGCCUCGGUCGAUGCAGAAAAGUCCAUGCUGUCCAAACUGAAGCACGAGUGCGGGGCCGCCUUCACCAGCAAGCUGGAGGGCAUGUUCAAGGACAUGGAGCUUUCCAAAGACAUCAUGGUUCACUUCAAGCAGCACAUGCAGAACCAGAGUGCGCCGGGCCCCAUCGACCUCACGGUGAACAUCCUCACCAUGGGCUACUGGCCCACGUACACGCCCAUGGAGGUGCACCUGCCCCCCGAGAUGGUCAGGCUGCAGGAGGUGUUCAAGACCUUCUACCUGGGGAAGCACAGCGGCCGGAAGCUCCAGUGGCAGACAACGCUAGGCCACGCCGUCCUGAAGGCAGAAUUUAAGGAGGGGAAGAAGGAGUUCCAGGUGUCCCUCUUCCAGACGCUGGUGCUGCUUAUGUUCAACGAGGGGGACGGCUUCAGCUUCGAGGAUAUCAGAAUGGCCACAGGGAUAGAGGACAGUGAGCUGAGACGGACGCUGCAGUCGCUGGCCUGCGGGAAAGCACGGGUCCUGAUUAAGAGCCCAAAAGGGAAGGAGGUGGAAGAUGGGGACAAGUUCAUCUUCAACGGCGAUUUCAAGCACAAGUUAUUCCGGAUAAAGAUCAACCAGAUUCAGAUGAAAGAAACCGUUGAAGAACAAGUUAGCACUACAGAGCGAGUGUUCCAGGAUAGGCAAUACCAGAUUGAUGCUGCUAUAGUCAGGAUAAUGAAGAUGAGGAAGACACUGGGUCAUAACCUCCUGGUCUCUGAACUGUACAAUCAGCUCAAGUUUCCAGUGAAGCCUGGCGACUUGAAGAAGAGGAUAGAGUCCCUCAUAGACAGGGACUACAUGGAGCGCGACAAGGACAGCCCCAAUCAGUACCACUACGUGGCGUGAGGGCCGCGCCUGCUGUCUCUGGGAAGCAGACACGAGCACCGGCGGCUGGCACAGCAGGGCCACCGAGCCACCAGGCCCAUUGCGGCACCAGCGGGCACUCGGACUGGACGGCAAGGACGUGAUUCUUGGGUCACCCUUCCCACGCUUGAGGAUUUUCGGAUGCCACGUGUAUCUUUCCCCUCCAGUUCUCCCUCUAGUUCUUUUAGGCAUUUGCAUUGUUUCUGUUGCUCUGUGCAAAACACCUUCGAGGCUGGACGCGAAGACGUCGGUUAGCAGAGUCCAUCCCGGUCUGGUCCGUGGUGUGAGAUGGCGCGCGCGGGCUCGACGGGAAGAGCCUCGGUGCUGCGUUCGGAGACAGGCGCAAGCCGAGCCCUCGCUGGCGGACGUGGGAAGAAGCUGGCGUCCACGCUGGCCACGAUUGCACAUCCUGCGCCCCGGCCUCUUUGUGUCCGCGUUCCUCCGAGUUUGGCCCUUGGUGACCGGUGUUCUGUAAUCAAGUUUCUAGGUGAACCCCGUGUGCCAAGAGGACCUGUCCCCGAUGUACUCCUCAGAGCCGUCGCCUGCCGCACACAGCGCGCUCCGCCCACCCAGCCGAGCCUCCUGUGCGUGUCUGUGGACGGGGCCACAUCCGUGUGUCCGGCUUCCGUGCUGAGACUGAGGCUGGCAGCCCCUGUUCUGGCCCGGGGUCACUGCUGUUUGAUUUUAACUGCGGUAUUUGUGUGAUUGCCACAAUAAAGUCUGGUUUGGUUUCCCAGUCCUGCGCAGGCACUGUUCUUGCUCUCUGCCUGUGCUGCCCAGAGUGGGGUUUCUGCAGGAGGCGCACGGCCUCGGCACCUGACGGCGCCCGCAGGUUACUGCGUCAGCACCGGAGGGUUGUGCCCUGUGCCCUGUGCCCUGUGCCCUGCCCGGGGAGGUUGGACAGGAAACAAGUUCAGUGGUGAUGUUAGGACGGUGGCGAUGACAAAGAUACUCUCGUGGUGACAUUUGAAAGUACUUUAUAUUUUGCAAAACAGCAUGUUUCAUUUUGAUGAAAAGCUACCAAAGGAAUUUUGAUCAUGAUAUAAGUGUUAAAAGCAAUAUUUUCUGGAAUAUACCAAGUUUAUAUAAUUUGAUUUUAUGCUAAAUUAUCAAAGAAUUCUCCCUUUUUGAAACAUGCAUGUUCAAAAUAUGCUGUCUUUUGGGUUCCCAUAUGAAAAUCCUUACUCUUUACGUAUCAUCCUUUCUAUAUUUGUAAAUUUUCAUUUAUGAGUUCUACGAUAUGUGGUCUAUGAAAGACCAAAUAGAUUUCUAUUUCUUACAUUUUAAGUUCCUUGUGUCUAGAGAUUAAUAUUGUAAUUUAAUAUAGACUUACUUUGAAUAAAACUAGUUAAGUUGGCCUUAAAACUACAUUAAUAAAAAUUUUUUGGUAUGCAAAC
Heterocephalus glaber (naked mole-rat) is the source of this 3721-nucleotide messenger RNA. RefSeq names its product cullin 4A (gene Cul4a). Gene Ontology annotation, biological process: ubiquitin-dependent protein catabolic process. The record is from RefSeq and is a predicted model, not a curated record. Gene Ontology annotation, molecular function: ubiquitin protein ligase binding. Gene Ontology annotation, cellular component: cullin-RING ubiquitin ligase complex. Lineage: Eukaryota; Metazoa; Chordata; Mammalia; Rodentia; Bathyergidae.